AGAUGCCUCACUUACUGACGUGAAAUAGAACACUUUUUAAAAGCCAACACUUUUUUUAAAGUAUUUAAAAAUACUCUACCAGGUUACUGGAAAUAAAAAUCAUGGAGAUACUGGAGAUGGAGACCUUCGAUAAGGAUCAACGUUUUAAAACUGAUGUAGAGAAUACGAAUAUCGACGAAAAUGACGGAAAUCCUGAUUAUAUUCCAUCAAGCGAGGAAAGAAUGCAGAGAGAAAAUCCUGCUGAURUUGUGUUCGUCUAUCAAGAUGCUGCAGUUUAUCUGCAUGAAGGCUUGGAUAAUGACAGAUUUGACCAUCAUCCAACAAGACAAACUAUGAUGUGGUACAAUAUUGCACACAGUACUUGGUAUAAUAUUCUGGACUUAAUGGCAUCAACACUUAUACUGGCAUUGGCAUUUGCAGAGGAGACAAAUGCAGUGGUUCCCAARGAUGAUGUCUUGUCUCUCCCUGUGCCUGUACAUGGUGUACUGGAAAUAGCUGGACUCACUAUACUGGGGCUUGGAAUGGUGGUGAAAAUUAAGUGGCAGGGAUUGAAAUAUUUCUUUACUCAUAAAAGAUCUCUUUGUAAGUUUAUCGUAUGGUGUGUCGUAUAUGUUGAAGCCAUUGUGGUGCUGAUACGCAGUAAAAAUCACUUCAGAGUCUCAAGGGCACUUCGUCCUCUUUUCCUGAUUGACAGCAAUUACCUGCGGGGAACAAGAAGGGUAUUAAGACAGAUUGUGCUCUCUCUUCCACCGAUCCUUGACAUGCUGGUUCUUCUCAUGUUCUUCAUAUUUAUAUUUGCUAUCUUAGGUUUCUACUUGUUCUCAUUGAAUCCUAAAGAUGAGUAUUUUGAAACCUUUGAGAGGAGUUUCAUCAGUUUAUUUGUGCUAUUAACUACUGCAAACUACCCAGAUGUAAUGAUGCCGUCAUAUUAUAAAUCAAGGUGGUCCGUUCUGUAUUUUGUGGCAUACAUUGGGAUUGCUCUGUACUUCCUUAUGAAUUUGUUACUGGCUGUUGUCUAUGAAACUUUCACCAGCAUUGAAAAAAAUAAAUUCAGAAAACUGUUYCUUCACAAAAGACAUGCUGCCAGGCAUGCAUAUAGCUUGCUGUGCAAUAAAGAUCCACCACACUGGAUCUCAYUGCGUCAGUUCAUGGGACUUAUGACCUACCUUAAGCCUAGAAACGGUAUUCAUUUGUUCAAAUCAUAUAUUAGAUGCAUUCUGCAAAACCACCAAACAACCAACAAUAGAGAUGUAUUUGUUUUGAAGGUUUCUGAAUUGGACAAKUUAUGGUUUUCAUGCUUGAAAGACAAACCAAGACCAAUACGUUUUAUUUACAGCUUGCUUAAAGGUGUUAACUGGCUUGUUACAUCAAAAGGGUUUGAUAUCUUCAUAUAUGUUGCUAUCAUUGCAAACGGUUGUACAUUUAUCUACGAGAUCCUUACCUUGUCAAGAACUCCUGCUGACGAAAGGGAAAGAGAAGCAUUUCAAAACCAUUGGUACAAUGUUCUUUUUAUAGCAAUUUAUGGUACAGAAGCCUUACUGAAGCUUAUCGGACUUGGUGUAAAGCGCUACUUUAGCUCUGGUUUUAAUUGUUUUGACUUUAUUGUGACUGUUCUUGGUAUUACUGGUCUGAUUGGAGCAGCWGCUAAUAGCUUUUCUCUGGCUUUCAUUGUUUGCAUUCGACCUCUGCGACUAUUGCUGCUAUUUAAACUGAAGAGAAGAUUCCGCGAUGUAUUAGAAACGAUGUGGGUCCUCACUCCGAGAAUGUUCAGGGUGAUGCUAGUCAUUGUCUGUAUUUAUUAUUCGUUUGGCAUUAUUGGCAUGGAGUGCUUUGCAGGUCUCAAACUGAAAGAUUGUUGCAAAAACACCUCAGUGGCGCAAAGCUUUGAAGAAGGAGGUUACUAUUACUUGAAUAACUUUGAUGACCUCAUCCAUGCUAUGGUGACAUUGUUUGAGUUGACUGUUGUCAAUAACUGGUUUAUCAUUAUGGAAGGCGUGGUGUAUUUAACAUCUGACUGGAGUAGAAUAUACUUCAUGUUGUUUUACAUCAUAACUAUGGUUGUGAUGACCAUUGUUGUUGCUUUUAUUCUCGAAGCAUUUUUGUUUAGGAUUCAGUAUCGCAAAGAACACCAAAACGAAGACGAAGAAAUUGACAUGAGUAUCAAGAAAGAGAUYGAAGUUUCAUUCGAAGAAUUAUUAGCUCUAGACGAGAAGUACGUGCAGGAUCUACAGCCUGGACAAACGGUGAGAUACAGAGGGAAAAGGCUGAAGACKAAGAUGGACUUAAGCACACGAAUGUACAGCAAUGAAGUAGAGGAAUGGAAACGUGACGAACGAGUUUUCAACAUAACAGAGACGCUGCARCGUAUGGAAAUCUGCGACGAUUCUCUCGUGAACAUGUUGGACUAUCAAACUGUUACCAACUCGUUGCCAAGGAUACGUAAUGUGUCACCACAGCAACACAAUUCACUACCACCGUCUUUAACAAGGUUUGCACGAAGUAUGAAGGGGCUUAGCACAAAACGUGGCAAGAGAAACCUUCAUUCUGUAAAUACUGGUGUGAUUUGAUCAUGGUUAUAUCAAUGCGAAAAAAUAUUAGYGAACCGUAUUGAAACGUGGCAGAUCGAUUGAUGUGACCACAGGGAACCCAUAAAACGCGCGGCAUUGUAUGAAGCAAAUAUCAAUAUACCGACAUUAUCAUUUUAUCUUAACCUUUUUAUUUCCUUUCUACAAAAGCUCCUUUUGAUUUCYUCAUUUGUGUCAUAUUUUUCUUUCUUCUCGUUUUCAUUCUUUCCACCUUUGCAGUCAUUCUUUAAUAAUCAAUCAAUAGUAAUGUAAAAAUAGAAUAAUAAUAAUAAAUCUAAAUACGACUUUUUAUCAAAAUUAGCUAAACAAUUAUAGCAGCUCUAGACGUUUAUUGUACAUUUUCAGAGUGAAUAUUAUACCAAGAACUUUUUGCUAUUUGCAGUAAAGAUACUGCGAAUGAAACACUGKUUUUUACAAAUGUUAURAUAAGGUAGACUUAUAUAAACUUGWWYAAACUGAUUCAGGACUGAGUCUCGAGCUGUCAAGAUUUCAAGCAACUUGUUUUGAAAUUCAACAGUCACUCCACAAGCCAUAUACAGAAUGUACUUUUAACAAUGUACAGAAGAAUGUUUUUAUUAUUUUGUAAAUAGAGAAAUAUACAAUGAAUUUGGCAAACAAGUAAAAUUAUAUUAAUAAACACAUGAAUAACAUUUAAUCGUUGYGUGAUUUACAUGAUUCUUGUCACUCAAUGUGUUCAUAAAUAAAUCUAUUACCGAUUGGCCUGUAAUUUUAGCACAGGUAACCCAAGCUAGGCAUAGGGAAAUACGUAAAUUACAAUAAACGCAAACAUAUCUGCUUG
This is a messenger RNA of Exaiptasia diaphana, 3384 nucleotides long. Its product is annotated as two pore calcium channel protein 1. The record is from RefSeq and is a predicted model, not a curated record. The transcript is spliced from 26 exons. Gene Ontology annotation, cellular component: endosome membrane; lysosomal membrane. Gene Ontology annotation, molecular function: voltage-gated channel activity; monoatomic ion channel activity. Bases 102 to 2567 code for a protein of 821 amino acids. Lineage: Eukaryota; Metazoa; Cnidaria; Anthozoa; Actiniaria; Aiptasiidae. Gene Ontology annotation, biological process: transmembrane transport; monoatomic ion transport.